AUGUUCGGACAGUUCGCGGCCUUCGCCGCUCUCCUGAUGGCUGCCCAGGCCCAACGCUUCCCCGGCGAGGACCUCAUCCUGGCCGAUUGUGGCAUUGGCGACAACCCCCAGCACCCCAAGUGGUCAACCUCCCGCCAGAUGAACUGGUACCAGGACAUCAAGUGGCCCGAAGAUGCUUACAAGUACCCUGAUGCACCUGACAUGGCCGUCGAGGUCCCCUACAGAAACGGAAAAUACCCUUGGAUCCCUGAAGGUGCCACUGCCAAGAUGCCCAACGGUGUUGUCUGGACCGUCUACAUCGAAGACAGCACUCCUGAUGGCUUCAAGGCUGGUUCCGCUGUCACCACCAAGGAGGGUGGCCAGAUGCUCAACUGCUGGGCCUACCGUGGUCGCCCUGUCAGUGCAUCUCUCAACAAGACCGUUAACCCUGAAGCUGUUUGCUGGUCUGCCUUUGUGUGCAACCGCGACGACGAGCCUCCUUCCCGCCCCGACGACAUGGGCUCUCAAACUUCCUCUUUGACAACAGACCCUGCCCCUCCUGCAACCACCUUUUCCUCGCGACCACCUGCCACUCCUGUCCCCUCUCCCACUGGUGGCGAUCCAGCACCUACUCCUGACCCCAACACUGGAAAGCUGUUUGUCGCCGCCUCGGUCAGCCCUCGUUUCCUCAACUGGCCCAACACCUGGCAGGCGUUCACCGAGAAGUUCUCCUGGGAUCAAGAGUCCGGGAAGUGCAUCGCUGAGCCCAUCAAGGGAGAUGGCUAUACCAUCAACAUCGAAUGUGCUGGCAUUCAGAUUGAUUCCGACUCCCACCUCACCCUCAUCAUGAUCAAGGCUCUCCGCGAUGUUGGCAUGAACAGCACCUGGUUCAACCAGAACCCCACUGUCCCAGGCCAGAACCAGAACAACUCCACUGCUGAGCACUGGGUAGUCAUGCCCGAGGCCUUCAACCUCCAGGUCGUGGACGUUGCUCAUCAGAACAUCAUCGGCUACCUCGGCUACAACACUACCUAUGACAACUUCCUCAGCGGCGCCUGCUCGACUUGCGAGACUGGCCGAUUCAACAAGCAGUUCUUUGACCCAAUUCUUGCUGCGGUCAAGGGUACCUACCCCCUGUACAACAGCUACAGUGUCCAAGCUGAGUGCAGCCCCUGGAUGGCAUGCCAGUGA
Molecule: messenger RNA, 1170 nt
Organism: Fusarium keratoplasticum
Lineage: Eukaryota; Fungi; Ascomycota; Sordariomycetes; Hypocreales; Nectriaceae
Exons: 1
Coding region: 1-1170 (389 amino acids)
Source: RefSeq, a predicted model, not a curated record